Monodelphis domestica (gray short-tailed opossum) is the source of this 2849-nucleotide messenger RNA. It is a transcript of the gene INTS10, whose product is annotated as integrator complex subunit 10. The record is from RefSeq and is a predicted model, not a curated record. NCBI's taxonomy places the organism in Eukaryota, Metazoa, Chordata, Mammalia, Didelphimorphia, Didelphidae. Gene Ontology annotation, cellular component: integrator complex. Gene Ontology annotation, biological process: snRNA processing.
CAGGCUCUAACACCUCGCGACCGGAUUCCGGGAUCGCCGCUCCUCCCCCUCAAAGGGUUACAACAAAAGAAAGAAGAGAGGGAUUGGAGGGACAACCAGACGGAAGGAAAGAGCCAAUAGUAUUCCUUUCCUUUGCGCAUGCUUGUUAGGAAUGGCCGGGGUCGAACGGGAGAUAAAAUCCAGUUCUCCAUAUUUUACUGCUGCCUGGGACCGCCACUAAAAUAGAACUGUUCAGGAAAACGAACGCGGUGAGAGGGCGGCCUGGGGCAGGGCUAAAAAGCUGCUGAUAAAACCCGGAGAAAUGGAGCCAGUCUCAGGAGGCGAUGGCACGGCUUUGGACAUGCGCAGUAGGCUUUCCACGGGUUCGGGUCCCGGGGUCGGAGGGUCGGGCAGUGAGUCCAAGGGACUCGCUUGCUCCAGCGUCAUGUCGUCCAUAGGCGACUGUGAGUUUCUGGUGCAGCGAGCCCGGGAACUGGUGCAGCAAGAUCUGUGGGCGGCCAAGGCCUGGCUUAUUACCGCGCGCAGCCUCUACCCGGCCGACUUCAAUAUCCAGUAUGAGAUGUAUAUCAUCGAACGGAAUGCAGAGCGGACAGCUUCAGCUGGAAGGCUUCUAUAUGACAUGUUUGUGAAUUUCCCAGACCAACCAGUGGUAUGGAGAGAAAUCAGUGUGAUCACUUCUGCAUUACGGAAUGAUUCCCAGGAUAAGCAAACUCAGUUUCUAAGAGGUUUAUUUGAAACUCUUCCUGGUCGGGUACAAUGUGAGAUGUUACUAAAGGCCACAGAACAAUGCUUUAAUACACUGGAGCGAGCUGAAAUGUUACUUCUCCUUUUGAGGCGUUUCCCUGAAACAGUUGUACAACAUGGGGUUGGCCUUGGUGAAACAUUGUUGGAAGCUGAAAAUAUUGAUGAACAAGAAUCCCCUGUCAACUGCUUUAGAAAAUUAUUUGUUUGUGAUGUCCUUCCUUUAAUAAUUAAUAACCCUGAUGUUAGGUUACCUGCCAGCCUAUUAUAUAAGUAUUUGAACAAAGCAGCUGAAUUUUACAUUAAUUAUGUCACUAGGUCUACUCAGAUGGAAAAUCAGCAUCAAGCUUUACCAGUGUGUGACCUUGGACCAAAGACUUCGGGACCUCCAUGUCCUAAUCUUUCAAAUGAAGGAGCCCAAGAUACACCUGAUCUUAUGUCCCCAAGCAAGCGUAGUUCUCAGAAGUACGUUAUAGAUGGCCUGACUGAAAAGUCAUCCCAGAUUGUAGAUCCUUGGGAGAGAUUGUUCAAAAUUUUAUCUGUCAUAGGAAUGAGGUGUGAAUGGCAAAUGGAUAAAGGAAGACGAAACCUUGGUGACAUUUUACAUAGAAUGAAAGACCUCUGCAGAUACAUGAAUAAUUUUGACAGUGAAACACACACGAAGUAUAAAAAUCAAAUUGUAUACUCCACAAUGCUAGUCUUCUUUAAGAAUGCAUACCAAUAUGUUAGUAGUAUACAGCCGUCUCUCUUCCAAGGUCCUAAUACCCCUAGUCAAGUUCCAUUGGUUCUUCUUGAGGAUAUAUCAAAUGUGUAUGGUGAUGUAGAAAUAGAUCGUAACAAACACAUACAUAAAAAGAGGAAACUUGCAGAAGGAAGAGAAAAAACUAUGAGUUCUGAUGAUGAAGAAUGUUCAGGGAAAGGAAGAAGCCGGCACAUUGUAGUUAAUAAAGCAGAACUUGUCAAUUCAAUUGAAGUCCUGGAAAGCUUCAAAUUGGCACGUGAUAGCUGGGAGCUGCUUUAUUCCCUAGAUUUCCUUGACAAGGAAUUCACAAGAAUAUGUUUAGCAUGGAAAACAGAUACCUGGCUUUGGCUACGAAUUUUUCUCACUGACAUGAUUAUCUAUCAGGGGCAGUAUAAAAAGGCAAUAGCCAGCCUACAUCAUUUAGCAACUCUUCAGGGAUCACAUCCUCAACAACAGAUUACCGGACAAGGGACCCUAGAGCAUCAAAGAGCACUCAUUCAGUUAGCAACUUGCCACUUUGCUCUUGGAGAGUACCGUUUGACAUGUGAAAAAAUUCUGGAUCUUAUGUGCUACAUGGUACUUCCCAUUCAAGAUGGAGGAAAACCUCACGAGGAACCUUCCAAAGUAAAACCCAAGUUUCGAAAAGGAUCAGAUCUGAAGCUUCUGCCUUGUACUAAUAAGGCUAUUAUGCCUUAUUGCCUCCAUUUAAUGUUAGCCUGUUUUAAGUUACGAGCUUUCACAGAUAACAGGGAUGAUAUGGCACUGGGUCAUGUAAUCGUGUUGCUUCAGCAAGAGUGGCCACGUGGAGAGAACCUGUUUUUGAAAGCUGUCAAUAAAAUUUGUCAGCAAGGCAACUUUCAGUAUGAGAAUUUUUUCAACUAUGUUACAAAUAUAGACAUGCUGGAGGAAUUUGCCUAUUUGAGGACCCAGGAAGGUGGGAAAAUCCACUUGGAAUUACUGCCCAAUCAAGGAAUGUUGAUCAAGCACCACACAGUAACCAGGGGUAUCACCAAAGGUGUAAAAGAAGAUUUCCGCCUGGCUAUGGAACGCCAGGUAUCCCGCUGUGGUGAGAAUUUGAUGGUCGUACUUCAUAGGUUCUGCAUUAAUGAGAAAAUCUUGCUGCUUCAGGCUCUGGCCUAAAUGAAAUGAUUCCCAUGAGCACAGUUUUCUUUACUAGAAGUUGUGAUCAAUAAUAGUGAGGCUUUAUGACUGAAAAGAAAUCAUCUGAAUGCUAACUUUAGUUGCUUUUAAUGUGGAAUACAAAAGUCUAAGAAGGUAUUUCUAUUUUUAAAUGUCAUUUUUUGUAACUUUUAUAAAAGGAGAGUGAAAUCAUUUUGUAAAUAAAAACCAUCCUUAAAAAACUUAA